AAUUUUUACUAUUAACACGUGUUUGAUGUUUAUUCUAUGGUUAACCUAACAUUAUUAUAGUUAAGCUAAAUUUGGGUUUUCUUUUAUAUAAUUUAACAAAUUUUAGUGGCAAAACGUGGUAUUUUGUAUUUAUCGUUUGAAAGCAAUGCCAAAAUUAUAACCAUAACUAUGAAUCUACAAGGUAAGACAUGCAGUAUCUCCAAAGACAAAAGGAGGGUAGAAUCUAGCUAUAGUGGAAAACGAAAAUUACAAACUAACAAGGACAACAUGAAGGUUGUUAACAGUGCACAACAACAUUUAAUAUUGGAGACUGUAACAUGCGAAAAGAUGGAAUCUCUUCAAUUUGAUAUCUGCGAUACAUCAUCUAAUGAUUCUAUUAGCUUUGUGCCGGAGACUGAUAAACAUACCACCUUUGUUGUUGACGAGUUACAUUUUAAGAGCAAUGAGGAUCAAGACAAUAAUAACAGUUACGACUCAGAUAAAUAUGAUAGCAGUGAUAACUCGGAGGGUAGCUGUGUCGAAGAAGUUUGCCAGCCUGAAGGCCGUUUAGGGAGACAAAAAGUAGCAGUUGAAUUUCUUCACAUUAGUGAUUCUCUUAUUAUAAUACUUCCAAAAAAUUCUACAUUGUAUUUUUAUGGGUUAAUGAGUGCUCAAGUGCUGCAUGGAGCUGUAGACGUUUUAGGAUACACAUUAACUCAAUCGUCAGAAGCACAAGAGUUAUAUUCUCCACGUGGCAGUGCAUUUCUGUACUUGACCAAUACCAAUUACAACGAACAAGUAAAUAAGUCCUUUAUUCAAGAAACAUUAUUAAAAGAAAAUUUCGUUUCUCAAGAAGUUAAUACGCUUGUUGACAAAAUUGAAAGUACCAGUGCGGUGAUACUAUGCAAGAAAAUGAGUAGUCCCAAAAUAAACUUUUUAGUCAGGCACAUUGCGCAACAAAUUUUUCCAAACAUUGAUAACGUUCAGUGCAGUUUUAAUGUGGAGCACGAAAACUCCAAUCUGUUGAAGUUUAAUCCUGAAUUAGAUUCAAUCAUUUCACGCAUGCACAAAAAGUCAAAGACAUUGCUUAGUGGCGGCAAAGGUGUGGGUAAAAGUUCAGCACUCCGCUAUAUGGUUAAUAAGUUAUUAUUGAGUUACAAGGAAGUGUUAGUGAUAGAUUUGGAUCCAGGACAGCCAGAAUUUACAAUAUCCGGAUGUCUCUCGGCUACUAUAGUGACCGAGCCUGUAUUUGGACCUAAUUACACUCACCUCAGGGAACCAUAUAGAUCAGUGUUUGUACCUAAAAUAGAUAUAUCUGCUCAACCGAGGGAUUAUAUAAAGAACGUCAAAUUACUAAUGUCUCUAUGUGAACAUAUCCCUUCUAUGCCUACAAUUGUGAAUUACAUGGGCUACACUCGUGGAUUUGGGUUAAACAUAUUUUCAUCGGUUGUUUGUUGUGUGAAACCAUCAUCUGUUAUUGAAAUUAGGAGUUCAAAUCCUAAUAGAAAUUUUGCCCAGUGUUUAAGCCUCGAUUUGAUUCAUAAAUCCGCGCAGAUCCUUACACGCCACUCGGAAGAACUGUCAAAUUUAGAGAUUAUAACUAUUCCAUCUAUGACUGAUGAAAGUAACGGUUGGGUGCUUGAACCUAGAAAAGUUAGAGAAAUGUGUGUUUUGUCUUAUUUUGGCGCCUGUCUUCCUCACUCUCAAAAAUACAUUACUGAUGCAACCAAUCACCUGUAUAAAGUGUACUUCUCUGAAGUGAAUCUAAUAUGUGACGACAACAUUGUAGCUCCAGCAGUUGUGAAUGCCAAUUUAGUGGCCAUGUGCAAGCCGUCAUCGAUACAUGGAAGUUAUUUAUGUUACGGAUAUGGUAUAGUGCGUGCAGUAGACUAUGAGACAAGAGAACUCUACAUAAUAACACCAAUUACUAGAGACUACUUGGAACUAGUCAACAGUCUCAUUCUAGGUUCAGUAGCUUUACCACCUUCAAUGUACAUGGCAAGUGACCGUGUCGAAGGAAUUGUGCCUUAUGUUUCAAAAGGAAUUUUACCAGUGUUUGGGAAACUGUCCAAAAGGUCUCACUUGCCAAAAGAACAUUUUUAAAUGUUAUUUGUUUCUAUUUGUAUAUUAUGUUUCAUUUGUAUCAUUAAACUAAAUAAGAAGUA
Photinus pyralis (common eastern firefly) is the source of this 2144-nucleotide messenger RNA. Its product is annotated as polynucleotide 5'-hydroxyl-kinase NOL9. Gene Ontology annotation, cellular component: nucleus. Gene Ontology annotation, biological process: cleavage in ITS2 between 5.8S rRNA and LSU-rRNA of tricistronic rRNA transcript (SSU-rRNA, 5.8S rRNA, LSU-rRNA). Bases 169 to 2082 code for a protein of 637 amino acids. The record is from RefSeq and is a predicted model, not a curated record. Gene Ontology annotation, molecular function: polynucleotide 5'-hydroxyl-kinase activity. The transcript has 5 exons. NCBI's taxonomy places the organism in Eukaryota, Metazoa, Arthropoda, Insecta, Coleoptera, Lampyridae.